This is a messenger RNA of Solea solea (common sole), 4697 nucleotides long. RefSeq names its product rho GTPase-activating protein 40. The coding region runs from base 1 to 2028 and encodes 675 amino acids. Lineage: Eukaryota; Metazoa; Chordata; Actinopteri; Pleuronectiformes; Soleidae. The record is from RefSeq and is a predicted model, not a curated record. The transcript has 16 exons. Gene Ontology annotation, molecular function: GTPase activator activity. Gene Ontology annotation, cellular component: cytoplasm. Gene Ontology annotation, biological process: regulation of small GTPase mediated signal transduction; signal transduction; regulation of actin filament polymerization.
AUGCCGUGGCGGAGAAGUGGCUCGGCGGUCCUGCUGCUGCUGUCGGGCAGAGCCAUCGGACGGGCCAAGGCCAGUGGAUAUGGGAGGCAGAGAGGAGGUAGAGGUGAGCACGCUCAGGUCCAACAUGCAGUCUCCACGCAGCAGGCUGAGCCGUUUCAGGCUCCGUCCUUCCCUGAGCCCCCUGGGAGGCAAACGCAAGAAGUCGUCCUACAAGAAAAAAUCCAGCAGCACCCUGACAAACUGUGCCUGGACUCCUUCUGGAGUGAGGUGGAGACCAUCCGACAGGGGAGUGGCUACUCAGACCUUGACUGCAGCAGGAGAGACUCCAAACAAUCAGAAGAAGGUGAACAGGAGGAGCAGUGGUUGGCUGACGCCGGUCUGUCGACGCUCAUCAGUGAGGAAGCUGAAGAUGUAGACAACGCGGUGCUGCUGUCCACUCUGACUCGGACCCAGGCCGAGGCCGUCCAGCGCCGAAUAGACUCGUACACGUUGUCCCUGCGCAAGAGGAACAAAUCAGCUCCCCGAGACGUCCGCGACGUCUUCAACUCGCCCAUCUCUCAGACACUUCUCCCCGAGUCUGAGCACAGUGAAGCACAAAACAGCAUGGCUUCAGUUGCCAAAUCGCCACUGUCAGGUGUGACGCCAGAGCAUCAGAAAGGUGCUCCAAAAGAGGAAUUCUUCAUCACUGACGUGGCUUACUGCGAACAGGCCGUCAUCUUCCUCAAACAGGCCAAACUGCCGCAGAACAACAGCCAGCGCAGGAAAGAAGAUGGCACCCUGCCUCGGGUGAUUUGCCCCAAGUGCCGCUUGGGAGUGACUCAUAUCCAAGAUCUCUCCUACGCUGACAUGAAGAAGGUGCGUCAGCUGGCUCUCAUCGACAUGACAGCGCUGUGUGACCUCUUGGAGCUCGAGGUCAAAAGGCACAAAACCGGCAAGAGGAAAAUCCCAGAGAGCCCUCUCUUUGGCGUGCAUCUGGCCACACUGCUGGAGAACGACCAGAAACUGAAGCCCAACACACCAACUCCACUCUUCCUGCAGGCGUUGUUAUCAUUUUUGGAAAAGAAAGGAGUUGACUCAGAAGGGAUUCUGCGGGUUCCAGGGUCCCAGUCGAGAAUCAAGCUGCUGCAGCAGAACCUGGAGGCAAACUUCUACUCGGGUCAGGUCAACUUGGAGGAAGUGAGUCCAAACGACGCCGCCGCACUUCUGAAGAAGUUCAUCCGAGAGCUUCCCGCUCCUCUGCUCACAGCCGAGUACCUCAACACCUUCAGCGCUGUCAGAGACAUCACAGACCUGAAGCAGAAACUUCACAUGUUGAACCUGCUCAUUCUGCUGCUGCCUGAGCCCAACAGAAACACACUGAAGGUUCUCCUCGAGUUCCUCAGUAAGGUGGUUUCCAGAGAGAAGAGGAACAGGAUGAAUCUGUGGGCCGUAGCGACCAUCAUGGCUCCUAACCUCUUCCUCCAUAAGGCUGUACCCAGUCGUCUGACUGAGGGAGCAGAGAAAGGACAGGCGGAGAAGGCAGCUGAUGUGAUGAGGCUCCUCAUCCGCUACCAGGACCUUCUUUGGACGAUCCCCAAUUUUCUCAUGAGCCAGGUGCGCAAGCUGAAUGAGAACAGUAACCGACGUUACCAGUUCUACGAUCGCCGCAUCAAGAACCUGCUCAGGAAGAUCCACACAGAUAACCGGGAGAAACCUGGGAAAAACACCUCAGAGCUUUGCCGCACGGUGAAGGUCCACGUCGGAGAUCUGGUGAGCAGCACCAUGGAGUUUCAGCUCAACAUCAACUCACGAACCUCAGACCUGCUCGCCCAGUUUCACCGCCAGUUCGUCCACAGUCCCGAAAAUAGGAAAGGCAAAAUGCGAAGAAACGGCUCGGUGGCGUCUCCAGACUGUGGCCUUUACGAAGUCGGAGGGAAUAUCGGCGAACACUGUCUGGAUCCCGACACACACCUGCUGGACUUGUACAACAGUAACCCAGGAGGGGAAUGGGUCAUCAAACUGAAACCCAACGCCAGCAGAGCACUGUGAUCAAAGUGAUGGACGGACAAAUCUGUAAAAAAAAAAAAAAAAGAUGAAAUCCACGCAGCCUCCUGUUCAACUUUGGAACAACAUGGCAGAGGGAGACAGAUGGAGGACUCAGACACAGAAAGCACCACUUUCUGCGAUCAGGUGGAUGAAGAUGGUGCAAUUUCUUUUUUCUUCUCCAUCAUUUCUUUACGGGGGGGCCUUGACUCUGGAAGCUGGGAGCUGCGGACGUGACUCAUUAUUUCCGACAGAGAACCUGCUGCGUGGAGAAGUGAAGAGAAGCGGAGCAGCUGCACAGUUGCUUUGCAGCCUUUCCUCUCAAAAUCGUCAUGUUCAACCAUUAGAGAGCAGAUGGGAUGCAGAGCACCUCUGGCUUCUCUUUUCACAGGCCAGUCACACAGUGAGUUUUUCUACCCGUGAGUGUUUUUAAAAAAGCAGAGGGGAAAAAAAGAAACGCAGGGGGAGAUUUUCUGUCUAUGUUCUUUGCGCAAUCAAAUAUCCUUUUAAUUCAUUUUAAAACAUUACUUUCUGGUAUAUGAAAGAAAACAGCAUUUAUUUUGUCAUCGGCAAAGUUGAGGACGUUUUCUGAGUUCAAGAAAUAGUCAAACAGUUGAAAUCAGACUAUUUAAACUUCUAGAGAAAACUAUACAUCCUCAUGACUAAAUACGAGGAUGUAUAGUCGCCACUGUUACGUGUUCGGUCCUCAGCGUUUCACAGCAUUCUUCAAUUCUAAUCCUCUACUCUACUAAAAUGUGUUCCCACUUUAGAUAGUAAAGAGAUCAGCUUCAUGUAGAAAGCUAUCUUAAAAAACACUGACUAUUAAUAGAUGCCAGAAAAACCUUGAGUAUUGCAAAUUUUCACUGUGAAAACAUACACGGCAAGAAUACAAAAUAAAAAUAAAACCUAUAGAGGAACUGGAGCUCAGCAGGAACUUCAGCUCUUGAUAAACACACACAAUUACUGAGCGAUCAAUUGACUAAUUAAGUGAUUGAUCUGUAUUACUGUGUCUGUUUUGCGGCUCAGACAUUUUGAUCCACGUGAACAAAGACAGAGGGUUUCUCUGCAUCGGCUCCUUUCUUCGCCUGUGCCUUUCAGGUUGGGGAAAGAGAGCCUGGUGACCCGGGUUCCCCCCUUUAUCUGUGAAACCAUGUGGUCUCCUGGGCCUUAUAAAAAUCCAUGGACUUCCAAGGACCUUUGGCCUGAACAGAACAGUACUGAAAGAGACUCUUUUCCUUUGACACAGGGACGAGUUUGGUGUCACAACCUCAACGACGGUAAUUGUUUGUGUAAAAAAAAAAAAAAGGGAGUCGUUAAGGACACAUUGAAGCUGGUCUUCAGUUGAAUGGAGCCGAAAGUGCGGGGUAAACUGGGAUUAUUAUUAUUAUUAUUAUUAUUUAUAUGAUAUGAAUGUAAUGCCAUUCUUUCUUCUGCAUCUAAAAAGUGUUCCGUAGGCUCGAGAGCAUUUAGGAUUACAUGGACUUGCUGCACUCAGUGUCACAGUAUGUUGUGUGUAAGUUUCCCCAUCCUCAGUGUGGGAAUUGACAGUGUUCUUGUACAUAAUUAUUCGUUUUUUGAUGUAUCACUUUACCUGGACAGUACAAGUAGGAGGAAUUUCCCCGUGUAUAUACUGUAUAUCUCUAGUUUGCUGUAAAGAAGCACUACAACCGCCGCAGUAGAACACUGUGUUGUGAUCGUGUCACGACUCAAAGCCAAUAAGUUAUUCCAGACACAUUGCGAGCAGCAAGUGAACGUGUCGCACAUUUUGUAUCAAUCACCGCAGAAUGUGAAUCGUCUCGCUCUCCCGGCCUGACGGAGCCAUGUUGGUGCUCCGCGGCCAUUUUGUGGAAGUGCCUCUCACACUCCACUCGAUAGACAGAGUAAUGACAGGCGGCCCACCACCACCACCACCACCAACAUCUAUCACCCCCCCCCCCAGCUCCAUCUUUGUCACCUCCCCAUAAUGGACCAUAAUGGAGCGGCGCAGUGCAUGCAUGAGAAAGGUGCAGGAGAAUCACAUUUCUUUGAUAAAGAAGCAGGUAAUAAAUGGUUUGUCAUAAAUUCUGCUGCCCUGGACCUGACAACAGCAUCGCAGGAGCGUGUCUGCAUGCAUACGUGUGUGUGUGUGUGUGUGUGUGUGAUGAUGAGCUUCAUUACACAAGUCCAAUUGGCCCGUCGCAUGGAUGCGGGCACAGUUCAGUGCCUCGGCACAAAGCGAGCUGAUGAAACUGCCUUCUGCUGACAAUCAGGAGAACUAGGUCACCUCUGCAGCAGCAUCCCAGAGGGCAAGCAGUGUGUGUGUGUGUGUGUGUGUGUGUGUGUGUGUGUGUCCAUGUGGCCCGAGGAGCUGAGCACAUGGACGUAUAUACUGUCUCAACACACAUGACACACACGUGGACAAACCUAAAAAAAGAGGGAGGCAAAAGUUCACACGCUGCAGUUUAAAAAUCCCCUCAUGGGUAAAUAUGUCUGGAGCUGAGCUUCUGACUCAGUGUCCAAUUUUGUUCUUGUGACAAAGGUUUUUAGGCAUGAGUGUGCUGACGUCAGAAUGUAUUUCAGCCCUUUACGCAAGUCAUUGUUUUUACUACUUCUGUGAAAAAUACUUUGCUGUAGAGAGAGAAAAAAAAUGUUCUUUUUUUAAAUGUCAAUAAAUGUGAAUCUCAUGUUGUGCUAAA